Molecule: messenger RNA, 831 nt
Organism: Colletotrichum fioriniae
Lineage: Eukaryota; Fungi; Ascomycota; Sordariomycetes; Glomerellales; Glomerellaceae
Biological process (GO): transmembrane transport
Cellular component (GO): plasma membrane
Molecular function (GO): transmembrane transporter activity
Source: RefSeq, a predicted model, not a curated record
AUGGCAGACGUAGCUGCGAGGCCCGUCGAGGGCGAUACUGCCUCAGAGAAGACGCGUGAGGUGGAGACUUCCAACAGCUCCACGCGGACCUUGACUCCGAGAGAGAGCGACGAGCGGCGAGAGAAGAAGUCAUCCGAAGAGAAGCCCAUCGAGCCCGAGAUUGAGAGCGAGAGACCAACAGAAAAGGCAACAGUCCAGUCUUCGGCGAUAUCAGCAAACGAGAGCCAUAACGAUGUAUCCAAGCAGCCAGACGUCGACGACGAUGUCGAUGAGAAGGCCGAUAUCGAAGGGGGGCCACCCACGGGGCCCCCGCCCGUUUUCGAUGAAGCCGAGGAAAACUUCAAGCCGAAGACCAUUACCUUUUGGCUCGUCAUUUUGUCCAACUUUGUGGCAAUGUUCCUUGUUGCUCUGGACCGCACAAUCAUUGCCACGGCCAUCCCUCGCAUCACUGAUGAGUUUCAAAGUCUCGGAGACAUUGGCUGGUACGGUUCGGCGUACAUGCUCACGACGGCGGCCUCGCAACUGGUGUUUGGUAGAAUCUACAAGUUUUACAGCCUGAGGGGAGCAUUCCUUGGAAGCAUUCUCAUCUUCGAAAUCGGCUCGCUCAUCUGCGGUGUUGCGCCGAGCUCGCCAGUGCUCAUUGCGGGCAGAGCUAUCGCCGGUGUUGGUUCGGCUGGUAUCUUCACGGGAGCUAUGAUGGUCAUGAUUCCCAUGAUCCCGCUGCAUAAGAGACCCAUGUUCCAGGGCAUCUUUGGUAUGGUGUUCGGUCUGGCGUCUGUCAUUGGUCCCUUAGUUGGCGGCGGCUUCACGAGCAACGUCACAUGGAGGUAA